Molecule: messenger RNA, 360 nt
Organism: Puccinia triticina
Lineage: Eukaryota; Fungi; Basidiomycota; Pucciniomycetes; Pucciniales; Pucciniaceae
Exons: 1
Coding region: 1-360 (119 amino acids)
Source: RefSeq, a predicted model, not a curated record
AUGCCCUCGCUGUCUAAACACGUCUUUGCCAAGUGUAUGUUUCCGCUGACACAAGUGCUCAACCGGCCCGACAAAUCAGCCUCGGAGUUAAAAUCUUGGCGGCUGAGAUCCCUCAUGUAUGGCCGGGUCGGUUCCACGUUGAUUCAAUGCGCGUUCGGACAGUUGGCCGUCCGACCACGCACUUUGGGCAGUCAAGGAGCUCUCUUACCUCCGACUCGAGCCAAGAGUCUUGGCUCUUCCCUGCUCUUCCCAUCUCCUCCCUCUCCCGCGCACAUUGACCUCAUCUCCUCAUCCCUCUCUUCGUCUCUAAUGAAUCCUACCCCAUCGACCGUCAUGAAUCUUCAGCUCAUGCCUUGGUAG